AUGGAUGGACUUGACAUCUGGCGUAUCCCACGACACACACACGAUGUGCAGCUGGACAUCCCGAUGUAUCACUGGCCGACAGUGCGUACGAUGCAUCUUGCAUUUACGGAACGAGCCCAGAAAGCAGGCUAUGGACCGAUGAGUGAAUUUGUGGUCAUGGAGGAUCGAUUAGUCCAUAAUAUCCACAUUGUUUUCGAGACGUACGACGCCGACGCCCCAAAGGAGGCGCAAGAUCUAGUGCGAAAUCUGCUCAAGGACUCUAUCACCCACCGAUGGGAAGGUUUCCGAACCCACCCUGCUAUCAUGGAUCAAAUGUUCUCCCUCAAUACCUCUCAGCGCGACAUUUGGAAAAUGAUGCCUACAGCGGCAAAAGACACAGUCGAUAGCGAAGGUAUCCAUCCUGGCGCCGGGCAGACAUGGCGUUUGCCAAAGCACUCUUUCACGUCUGCAUGGAGAAAGGUAAUUGAUGAGUUUUAG
Messenger RNA from Penicillium riverlandense, 477 nucleotides. RefSeq lists its product as uncharacterized. Bases 1 to 477 code for a protein of 158 amino acids. The transcript has a single exon. NCBI's taxonomy places the organism in Eukaryota, Fungi, Ascomycota, Eurotiomycetes, Eurotiales, Aspergillaceae. The record is from RefSeq and is a predicted model, not a curated record.